Messenger RNA from Vitrella brassicaformis, 1680 nucleotides. Lineage: Eukaryota; Vitrellaceae. The record is from the annotation of a GenBank genome assembly.
UCUCUCUAGCAUAUCUUGCCAUCCGCCCUCCCUCUCCGCCUAUCUGGUCGAGUCGAUAGCUCAGCCGGCGGCCGACUCACGAAGGGCUGCUGAUCUUGCCCGCUGAUGGACACAGCGAGCUGAUCGGACACUCGCCGCACUUGGGUGACCGCGUCACGCAGAUGUUCUGGCCCAGGCCGAUGAGAAGCAGCGGCAGCGGGAUGCGCAAGUCCACCGGCACCCACCUGGAGCGCAGCGGCAACAGUACGCACACACAGUGAUGGGUGCAAAGACAAGGAGAUCGUCAGUGUCCGCCCUCUUUACCCUUCGAGCGCUUUGCGCGUCUGCUCGGCGUGUUUGGUGUUGCACCACUUCAGCCGGUUGGCCACCCGGUGUGCGUGCGUGUCAACGACGAUGCCGCUGUCCUGCUGUCCAAACGACACGGACUGCACCAAGUAGGCGAUCUGCACAAAUAAAUCGACACACGACACACAGAGUCUGCACUGGAGGGUGCUCUGCCUUCCUGGUGUGUGUGCUGACGUGACGCACCUUUGGUCCGACCCCCGGUAGCUCUUUGAGCGAGUUGGCAUCGCUGGGCACCUGUGACCGAUACCUUUCCUUGAUCAGACGACCACACUCCUGCAGUGCAAACACACACCCAACUUGACACACACACUCAACUUGAAAAUAUAUCAAUGCACAUGGGAUGAUGGAAGGACAGCUGACUGACGUCCUCUGCUUGCCUUUAUGUGUUUGGCCUUGGUCUUGUAGAAGUUGCACUGACGCACACAAUCCUCUAUGUCAUCCAGAGGAGCCUCCUGAACACACACACCACACACGGCCACUCUCGGCCCGUGGACCACCUGUUCAUCUAAAUUAAAGGACUGCCUGUGUAGAAACAUACGUACGUAUAUGAAGUCGACAUUGACAUCCCCGCCAGGCGAUCUGUCUUUGAGCGUCUGCAUGGCCCUGAGGGCCACCUCGUCCCUGCACUGCACCGACAGGAUGCACGCCACCAGAGCCGUGAAGUGCGGCGUCGACACGCCAUCAGACUGAAGGCCGACGAGAAAAGCGUGGAAGUCAUCGACCGUCGCUGCAUUCUCAUAUCGAUACUCCUGCAACCUUUGCACACACACACACAGACAGGAAGGAGAGAUGCUGCCGGUCACGCGCAUACACAAAUGCAUGUGUUAUGCUCUCACUUGCUAACGAUUUCCUUCCAGUUGUCAGGCGCCGCCGAGUCGUCAAGUGGCUCGAGGCUGUCCACGUCGAUAGAGAAGUUCUUCUCCCGCAGCCGAUCACGCUCCGACAACACUGAGCUCCCUGCACACGCAACACACACGGCACACCGAUGCAUGCUGUCGUCCAUCGAUGCGGAAUGCCCUAUGCACUGGUGAGAUCUACACCUACCCUUGUCGGCAGCCUUCGGCAUCUUUGGCGCACUUGCCUCCUCCUCCUCCUCCUCCUCCUCCAUCUGGACCGUCAGCUUCUCCGCCUUUGGCUUCGCUGGUGACCCACUGCCGCCGCUCCUGUCUGUUCUCGCCUUCUUCAACGGCCGCCUGCCCAGAGAUCUAUCUGACGGCUGCGGCGGGUCGCCUCCCUUUUGGUACGCAAACUGCGCGAAGAAAUCAUCCAGCUUCCUGCUCUCUUCACCAUUGUCCCCGUCGUCCAUUGUCUGUGUCAAAACGAUGGCAAUCCGGC